UGGGCAGUGGGUGCUGGACGCUGGGCACGGGGGCUGAGCCGCGGAGAGCUGAGAAGAGGACCAGAGUCCAGAGCCCGCUAUGAAUUUUUCGUCAAAUUUCAAACAGACAUUUUCAGUUUCAUCGCGCCCUUUCCUUAUUCCUUAUUAUAAAUGCCUUCUAUUUCUGGAUUAUCGAAUCCGAUCUCUCUCUCUCUCUCUCUCCCUCUCUCUCACUCAUACACUUCAGACAAUUCCAUCAGCCCACCUUUUACGCUCAGACACUCCGUUCGGAACGCUCACUCAACCCCUGCGUCAGUCUUCAGUUUUACACUCUUAAACCUUAGUGGUGAAGGGGUGCGCACUUUUUUCCAGAACGAGAUUUUAUGUGAAAGCACUCAGAUCAGUUGCAGAUAUCGCCAGUGGUUCUACUAGGGUUCUUGAGUUUCCGAACUUAGGGUUUCGCUCCUCUCUUAUUUGGUAAACUGUUUGUUCGCUUCAAUGGCUUCUGAAACCCUAGAAGAUGAAAAACCCCAAGAAGUGCCCACCGAAGAGAAAGCAGCUGCUGCGGAAGCAGACGAAGAGAAAGAAGAUGCUGAAGAAGCAGGCGAAGAGAAAGAAACUUCCGACACAGUGGAGAAGGAUUUGAAUGAAGAAGAGGUUGCGGAAGAAGGGAAGCAGGGUGAGGAGAAAGAAGUACCAAGCGAGAAAGCCAAAGGAACUCGAAAGCGCAGCUCCAAGAAAGGUGGUCGUGGUGGUGGUGGUGCUGCUGCUGGGGAGUCGAAGAAAUCUGGGGAAGAAUCAAUUCCGAAGCAGCCAAGAAAGAGGAGCACGAGCUUUAAAGAACCGGUCACUCCAGUAGACAGACCUACGCGAGAGAGGAAAUCGGUUGAACGAUACUCGGCAUUGUCGACUGAAAAGUCUCCUACGACCAAAGUCUUGUCAAUUGAGAAGGGUCGUGGUACUCAGCUUAAAGAUAUUCCGAACGUGGCUUUCAAGUUGUCGAAGAGAAAACCUGAUGAAAACUUGCAGAUGCUUCACACUAUCCUUUUUGGAAAGAAAGCCAAGGUACACAUCUUGAAGAGAAAUAUAAGCCAAUUUUCUGGCUAUGUGUGGCUUCAGAAUGAGGAAAAACAGCGGACAAAAUUAAAGGAAAAACUUGACAAAUUUGUCAAAGAAAAGUUGUUGGAUUUCUGUGAUGUGCUUGACAUUCCAGUUUCCAAGGCUACUACGAAAAAGGAAGAGCUGUCAGCAAAGUUAUUGGAAUUUUUGGAAUCUCCUCAUACUACUACAGAAGUCUUACUUGCAGACAAGGAACAGUCACAGAAAGGUAAAAAACGAAAGAGGAAGGCCAGUGUUGGUACAAAAGUAACAUCUGGAAGUGGAUCAAACAAGAAAAGGAAACAAAGCCCUGAAGCUACGAAGAAGCAGAAGCAUAAUUCUAAAGUCAAUGAAAAAGUUGAAAGUGAAGAUGAACCUGGUUCUGCUGGCACUAAAGGUGAUUCUGAUGGAGGUGAUGACAGUGAUAGAGUCCAGAAAGAAGAGAGUGAUGAGGGUGCAAGUGAAUCAGAGAAAGAGGAAGACGAAACAAAUGAACAGAUGGAAAGUGCAAAAGGCUCUACUAAGAACAUGAAGGGUUCUGAAGCCAAGACCAAGGCCAAAGCUACACCUGUCAAAAAGAGAACGCCAACAAAAUUUGUAAAAACCCCUGCAAAAGCUACAAAAGGCUCUUCAGCAUCUGCUCUAAAAAAGGGCGAUGCUGCUGAUGAUAGUGUGUCUGCUUCACCUACCAAGUCCAAGGCAUCUGUAACAACAAAACAGAAAGAGGAUAACAAAAGAAAAGCAAAGCAUUCGAGUAUAUCUGUGAAAGGAAAAUCACCAAGCAAAAAACAGCCAAGCAAAUCUGGUGCAAAGGUUUCUACGGAAAAAGGUGAAGGCAAGGCUAGCAAGAAGGCUAAGGCUGAACCGAGCAGAGAAGAAAUGCAUGUUGUAGUGGCUGAUAUUAUGAAAGAAGUGGACUUCAAUACAGCAACCCUGUCAGAUAUUAUCAGGCAAUUGGGAACCCACUUUGGUAUCAAUCUAAUGCAUAGAAAGGCAGAAGUGAAGGGUAUAAUUGAAGAAGUUAUAAACAACAUGACCGAUGAGGAAGACGAGGGGGCAGAUGGUGAGGAUGAUGAUAAUACUGAACAGGCUGAGGGCGAAGCUGGUGACAAGACAGGUGAAGAUGAUGAUGACUAGCUCAAUCAACUGGGUUAAAAAAUCUCAGUGGACCUUUGUAGCACAAUUUGAGGUACUUUGGUCUGUCCUAGCAUCUCUUUGUACCAGCCAGGGUUGUUUUUUCUUCUUUUACUUUCUUUUCUUUUCUUUUUUUUUUGGAGGGGGAGGGGGUUAGAGGUGGUGUUCGUUAUUUAACAUUAGUUUUUCGUAGAUCAUAAUUUGUUAGAUGUGCAUCUUUAGGCAUUUCAUCUGGAUGCUGCUUCGGCUUGUGUGUACAAUAGACAUGUAUUUAUAUUUUUCUUCCAAUACUUAAUCUUGAACUUGUCCUGUAAAA
This is a messenger RNA of Macadamia integrifolia, 2527 nucleotides long. Its product is annotated as ABC transporter F family member 4-like. Gene Ontology annotation, molecular function: histone binding; DNA binding. The transcript is spliced from 11 exons. Gene Ontology annotation, cellular component: nucleus. The record is from RefSeq and is a predicted model, not a curated record. Bases 478 to 2214 code for a protein of 578 amino acids. Gene Ontology annotation, biological process: chromatin organization; regulation of double-strand break repair. Lineage: Eukaryota; Viridiplantae; Streptophyta; Magnoliopsida; Proteales; Proteaceae.